CAGUCAUUUAAAAACCAACAAAUCUGCAAAAAAAAAACGCAGAAAUUUACAAUCUAGCGCACAUUUCCUGCUUUCGCUUAAUUUCACUCAUAAAAGCCAACGUCCCGUGUUUGCAGUACGUGUGUGCGUGUGCAUAUGUGUAUAUCGGGCUAUGGUCAUGAAGUGACUCUAAUAAUUGCAACAAACAACACAAAAGGCGCUUACAAACAGACAUACAAACAUUUCUUAGUAUGUAAUAUUCUGUUUCCUUUGUAAAAUUCUGAAAUUAAACAUUUUUUUUAUGCAACACCAAUUUGACCCUGUUUUACAACAUUUAAACUUUUAUCUCUCUCGGCGUAUUUUACACCGCAUAAAAAUAUUUUACCCAAAAUUAAUUACAUUGCUGUAUUGCUCGCUUGGUCAUGUUGAUUGAACCGGGUAUAAAUCAUAAGUUUGGAACAUUGGCCGCCGCAAAUACGAGCAUACCAGCGCAUUGGAAAAUGGAACCACCAAGAAUACCAGCAUUAGCGGGUACGGGUGGUGCGCCCACCAUACCGCCACCGUGUAAUAUUGGCCUACCCCCCUCUGUACAAAUACCGGGCGCUGCAAUCUUUGGCUCUGGCGGCUCGCCCUCACCAAGCACAUUGAACGCGCUGAUGUCCCAGCAACGUUUAUUGGAAUUAUCCCGCUUCGGCGGCUUGCGCGGCUAUGACAUCGCUCAGCAUAUGUUGUCGCAACAGGGUGCAGUCUCGAAACUAUUGGGCUCAUUGCGUCCACCUGGUCUAAUUGGUGGCUCCAAGCCAAAAGUCGCUACACCAACUGUGGUCUCAAAGAUCGAACAAUAUAAGCGCGAGAAUCCAACAAUAUUCGCAUGGGAAAUACGUGAACGGCUGAUAUCGGAAGCUGUUUGCACCAACACCACAGCACCAUCGGUCUCUUCCAUUAACCGCAUAUUGCGCAAUCGUGCCGCUGAACGUGUGGCCAGCGAAUUCGCGCGUACCGCUGCCUACAGCCUGUAUCCGCCACAUCCGUAUGGCGGCUUUACUUGGCACCCCUCAGCAGCGGCAGCAGCAGCAGCAGCAAAUGCACCAGCGGCAGCACAUUUCUGGCCAACACAAGCGGCCGGGCCGACGCUCACUACACUGCCACAUUCGGGUGGUGGUGGUGGUAGUAGUGGGGGCAGUGGCGGUUUGGGUGGUACUUUGGCUGGUAGCGCUGCCACUGGUGGACUGCUGACAACAAAUAAUCGUGCAAUCUCGCCUGGUUCGGGCAGUCGUGAUACUCUGGAAUCGCCCGAUGAUAGUCGGCAUGUGGAUUCGGAUUAUUUGGAUGAUGACGAUGAGCCGAAGUUUCGGCGCAAUCGCACCACAUUCAGUCCAGAGCAAUUGGAAGAGCUGGAGAAGGAGUUCGAUAAGAGUCAUUAUCCUUGUGUUAGUACACGCGAACGUUUGUCGAGUCGUACGUCGUUGAGUGAGGCGCGUGUGCAAGUUUGGUUUUCCAACAGAAGAGCCAAGUGGCGCCGACAUCAGCGCAUGAAUCUCUUGAAGCAGCGCUCCAGCCCCUCCGGUCAUCCACACAUUCCGCAUUCACAGCCGUCGCCCGAAAGCAGCAGCAACAACAACAACAACAACACCAACUACAGCAGCAACAACAACAGCAGCCUCAGCCACAGUCACGGGUCAGCGAUGGGCGUAGCCGCUUCACCGACCUCCAGUUGUCACAGCAACAGCAACACCUCUACCUGUGCGACCGCGGACCAACUACAGUCGCACCAGCACCAGCACCAGCACCACCACCACCAACAUCAUCACUACACCACACAUGGCGGUCAGGUGUCGUCGGCGACGUCGGCAAGUGCACAAGGGAGCGACUUAGAGCUGCGUGCGCACGGACACCAUAUGACACAUCACGCCGCACCGUCCCACCCAGCGAGCACUACCACGGCGACAAUGUUGCUGAAUCACUACAGUCAGCAACAACAACAACAGCAGCAUCACCAACAACAGCAACAAUUUGCUGCCAAAGCCCAUUAUGCGGCGGCGGCGGCGGCUGCAGCUGCGGCACAAUCCCAACAUCCAGCAGCAGAGUUGAGCGCGGAGACAGCACCGCAGCAACACUUGGCAGCAACGCUGGCGGCAACUUUAGCGAGCACACAUCAGCAGCAGCAGCAGCAGCAGCAGCAACAACAACAGCCACUCAGCACAUCGCCCACAGCAUCAGCGCCAUUAUCAAUGGGCGGUGAGCAUAGCGCUUUCCGUUCGCUGGUGGGCUCGCCCUCCGCGGCGGCUUUUGCGCAUUUGGUGCGACAAUAUGCGGUUGCGGCGACGUUGUCAGCGAAUGUCGCCAGCAUGGGAGAUGAGCUCAAACACCAGCAGCAGCAACAGCAGCAACACCACUCGCAUCAACAGCAGCAGCAGAUACAACAACAACAGCUGGUGACUGUCGAUGAUUCGUCCGAGGACUCGGAGGAGGAGAUCAAUGUGCAUGACGACUCGGAGGAUGAGUUGGAAGUGGUGCAACGUACAUCGCGUGGCGACCAGAACAAUAGCUACAACAAUAACAAUAAUAAUAACAAUAGCAACAAACAUAAUGACGGUGCAAAUACUAACAACAACAAUCAAGCUACCGAAAUGUCGGCAGUGAGCAAUAAGGCGCCACUACAGCUUACCAAGCAUGACCGCUGAGCCCGAGCGCUUUUCGCGACCGAGCGACAGGCGUUUGGUGUUUGUGGUUUGUGCUAAGCGAACCACGCGCGCGCCAUUCUAAUCGCGUGAAGCAGUUGUUACGCGCACGGAUUGCAUUACAAAUAAAUUUGACAAACCUGACUCGGAGGCGCGCUUGUGAUUGACAUAUUGACUCGUAUGUACGUACGUAUGUAUGUACAUAUGUGAGUGGCGUCGUUGGUCUGAGUGCAGUGCAUGUAAUGCAAGAAGUGUGGCGCUGCGAGUGAAGGUAAGCAUCGUUUUGUUUAUUUCUUUGUUGCAAGUCAUCGCGUUGGUCCAUGAACCAGUCGCUUAAUUAUGUAGGAAACCUGACACUUGACGGACGCAAGGAAAUAUAUACUUCGUACUUAGCACUGCAAAUUCAAAAAAAAAAAAUCUAAUAAUAAUCAAAAAAAAAAA
Molecule: messenger RNA, 3101 nt
Organism: Ceratitis capitata (Mediterranean fruit fly)
Lineage: Eukaryota; Metazoa; Arthropoda; Insecta; Diptera; Tephritidae
Product: paired box protein Pax-6
Exons: 5
Coding region: 402-2663 (753 amino acids)
Biological process (GO): regulation of transcription by RNA polymerase II; anatomical structure development
Molecular function (GO): DNA-binding transcription factor activity, RNA polymerase II-specific; RNA polymerase II cis-regulatory region sequence-specific DNA binding
Source: RefSeq, a predicted model, not a curated record